Messenger RNA from Purpureocillium lilacinum, 2511 nucleotides. The record is from RefSeq and is a predicted model, not a curated record. Lineage: Eukaryota; Fungi; Ascomycota; Sordariomycetes; Hypocreales; Ophiocordycipitaceae.
AUGGAGCAAUACACCCGCUCCCAGAGCUUGGGACGUCUUGGUCCUUCUCUGUCACCCCCGGUGGACUCCCACGCCGCGGCUGCAUCAGGCUGGUACAAUCUGACGGCUUGGGCGGUCAACGUGACGCGUUAUGCGCCAUUCCUCGAGGACCUCAUGCGAGCCGGUCCGCGUGUGUUCACCAAGCUAGGUUCGUACAUCAACUUGGCCGAACCACUUGAACCAUCGAGCCACGAACACCCGUCGACAUCGGCGCCCAUGGAUAUACUGUCUUCCAGCUCGGGCGGCCCGAACAUCUAUACGCUUCUGGACAACGCAGGAACCGUUUCGCCGUCGGACCCUGCCUCAGGCGAUCCUCUCGCGCACGUCACGCGCUUGUCCCUCGAUGGGGCGCGCGGUCUCGGAAGCGUCUUCAGUUACGCAACCAGCAAAUGGGCCAUAUCGUGUAUUGCAAUGGCCAUCGUCCUUAACCGGACCCACAUCUUUGCGGCUACGAGACGGAGGCUGCGUCUGCAAUGGCAUAUCCGGUUCUUGAUCCGCAUCGCCCCAAUUGCGCUCCUUGCUACCCAAGUCUAUCGUCUUGUUCAGUCUGUUCAAUGCCAGACAUCUGCAGAAUUUGGCAUGCUGCGAUGGGGGAAUCCCCAAAGAAGCUCCGAGCUCAUGUUUGCGCACCCCAACCGGUUCCUCAAUUCACUCGCCUCCGCCCUCCUCUUUGGAGCUACGGACGAGCAAUCUUGUGUGGCUGUUGGUAUGACAUUCGGCCCCGAUUCAGAAGACAACCAACCAUUGCGCGGAUCCCUAUCCCGGCUUUGGCCCCUUUUCGGCACGUUCUGCCUGAGUCACUUCCUGGAAACCGUCUCUUGUGCUGUACAAGGCCGCCCUCUUGCCGCAGAAACGGGCAUGACGUUGUUUGAGCAGUCACUAGCUUUUGCUGAAGCGGACGCAGCAGUCAGCAAUCAGCUGGGCUGGGGCUCCUUCUCUAAGCCUCCCCAAGGCCCUGGCCGUAGCUCUUCGCCCACCGGCAGUGUCAUUGCCUUGACGCGCGCCAUGAUCCUACGGCGGGUCAAUACGGCCCCAGAGGUUCUCCUGGUAGCGAUACUAUCUGCCAUGACUCACAUUACCAGCCACUUACUUGGCGUGUUCGAUCGGCAGGCCAAAUAUCGCCUCGUCAACACGGGAUUUUGGGGCUUGUGCUUCAUGGCUAGCAUCGUGUGGAGCGCGUGGUCCUUCGAGCUGGGCAACCCGUCUGCUCAGGGCUUGUUGAGGUUUCCAACAGUAUGCAUCAUCGGAUUCGUCCCGCAUGUUUUGGUGUUGCUUGGAAUCGCGACAUGCGUCUGCAUCUACGGCCUGGCGUUGCUAUUGUCAGCCCUGUCUCCGCCGACCGAACGCCAGAGCCCUCCCUUGACCCUGCGGCAGAGACUGGCGCACGCGCAUCACAACAUGCAGGCGAAUGUCUCGUUCUCCGACAUUCGAAUCACGAGAGAGAUGGAUUUUUAUACGGCAUUGUUGCGGACCGGCUUUGCGGCCAUUACUAUGGCCAGCGAAGCGGUCUAUCUAAACGAGGACAGGGGUGUGAGCUUGCAACGACAUACUUGGCUGGAAGAGGCCCGAUUUCGCGAGGUAGAAGAGCUACAGAGACAGUGCAUAGGCAUGGGCUUACCCAGCUCGCACCAUGAUCAGAUCGGCACAGUCGGAUUGAUACCCGUCAAGAGCGGCUCAGUGCUAGCCUCAAACGGCUACGCUCGGGAACGUGCAGCGCAAAAGCUUCCCAAGGGGCGCGGUGAGCGCGGGCUGCGAGUGGGAGCUGGGGCUACAGAGAGAAGCUCUCGCUGGCUUAUGGCGGUCGAGUUUCUACUGAGCAUUGGCAAGCUUGUUGCGAGAGUUGGUGCCCUGUCCGUUCUUUGGACCCUGAGCGUACUGCGCAUACGGGCGCAGCCAGCCUGGCUGCUCUGGCUAGCUCGCCGCCCCAAAACCUCUUACGAACACGCCAACUCGUCUGAUGGGGAGCAGGGAGAGGGAGGCCCACGGCUCCAUUCACAUCAAGGCCCGGAGGGUUUGAUGGCCGGGAAUGACGGCUUAGACGUGGAGGCGGAGUUUCGUCGGGUCGGCCGCUUCGAGGACGAAGAAGCUCUCGAUGGAGACUUGUAUCAGUACUGGGUGAAGGGCGGAUGGUGGGGAUCCCGUGACGCAAGCGGCGACUUUGAACCAGACUCUAACAACGAUGACUGGGAUGCUACCAGUGUGGUUACUGCGACCAGCGCAGGCGGCGAGUUGGGCGACCUUGCCUCCGAAUGGGAAGAAGACGACGACGGGCAGAAGACGCCUACCAGACGCUCGCCUCGGCCGUCUUCCGAGGAAGCCCUAGUUGUCGACAGCCCUUUGGCUAUGGGCGAUCUGGCCCGACUGCUGCACCCGACCACGCACGAGGCGCGGGACGAGGCUCUGACACUUGCAGCUCAUCUGCAGAGCAACACCAUCAUGACGCGGGCUGCAUUCCGUCGCUCCGAACAAUAA